AUGUUAGUAUCAGGAGUUGGUUCUGAAAGCACCCCCAACACCACUGUGACCACCACUGCCACCCCACAAACCUCAACAGCAUCCAGUACCAACCAGCCCUCUUCUACCACCAGUGGAGCCCACUUUAACAAGUGCAGCUUCCACCACCACCCUCUCUUCAGUAGUUACCUCCAGCACAACUGCAUCAGGAGGCACAGCAUCAACCACCAGCCAGUCCCCCACAUCCACACUAACAGGAACAGCAUCAACCACAAGCCAGUCCCCCACACUAACAGGCACAACAUCACCCACCAGCGAAUCCCCUGUAUCCACACUAACAGAAGCAGCGUCAACCACCAACCAGUCCCCCGCGUCCACACUAACAGGAACAGCAUCAACCACCAGCCAGUCCCCCACAUCCACAGGCACAGCAUCAACCACCAGCGAGUCCCCUACAUCCACCCUAACAGGAACAGCAUCACCCACCAGCCAGUCCCCUACAUCCACACUAACAGAAACAGCAUCAACCGCCAGCCAGUCCCCUACAUCCACACUAACAGGAACAGCAUCAACCGCCAGCCAGUCCCCUACAUCCACACUAACAGGAACAGCAUCAACCGCCAGCCAGUCCCAUACAUCCACACUAACAGGCACAACAUCACCCACAAGCGAAUCCCCUACAUCCACACUAACAGGCACAACAUCAACCACACUAACAGGAACAGCAUCACCCACGAGCCAGUCCCCUACAUCCACAGGCACAGCAUCAACCACCAGCGAGUCCCCCACAUCCACCCUAAAAGGAACAGCAUCAACCACCAGCGAGUCCCCUACAUCCACACUAACAGGAACAGCAUCACCCACCAGCCAGUCCCCUACAUCCACACUAACAGGAACAGCAUCACCCACCAGCCAGUCCCCUACAUCCACACUAACAGGAACAGCAUCACCCACCAGCCAGUCCCCUACAUCCACAGGCACAGCAUCAACCACCAGCGAGUCCCCCACAUCCACCCUAAAAGGAACAGCAUCAACCACCAGCGAGUCCCCUACAUCCACACUAACAGGAACAGCAUCACUCACCAGCGAGUCCCCUACAUCCACACUAACAGGAACAGCAUCAACCGCCAGCCAGUCCCCUACAUCCACACUAACAGGAACAACAUCACCCACCAGCCAGUCCCCUACAUCCACACUAACAGAAACAGCAUCAACCGCCAGCCAGUCCCCUACAUCCACACUAACAGGAACAGCAUCAACCGCCAGCCAGUCCCCUACAUCCACACUGACAGAAACAGCAUCAACCGCCAGCCAGUCCCCUACAUCCACACUAACAGGAACAGCAUCAACCGCCAGCCAGUCCCCUACAUCCACACUAACAGGAACAGCAUCAACCGCCAGCCAGUCCCCUACAUCCACACUAACAGGAACAGCAUCAACCGCCAGUCAGUCCCCUACAUCCACACUAACAGGAACAGCAUCAACCGCCAGCCAGUCCCCUACAUCCACACUAACAGGCACAACAUCAACCACACUAACAGGAACAGCAUCACCCACCAGCCAGUCCCCUACAUCCACACUAACAGAAACAGCAUCAUCCACCAGCCAGUCCCCCACAUCCACACUAACAGGAACAGCAUCAUCCACCAGCCAGUUCCCUACAUCCACACUAACAGGAACAGCAUCACCCACCAGCCAGUCCCCUACAUCCACACUAACAGGAACAGCAUCAACCACCAGCCAGUCCCCUACAUCCACACUAACAGGAACAGCAUCAACCGCCAGCCAGUCCCCUACAUCCACACUAACAGGAACAGCAUCAACCGCCAGCCAGUCCCCUACAUCUACACUAACAGGCACAACAUCACCCACAAGCGAAUCCCAUACAUCCACACUAACAGGAACAGAGUCAACCACCAGCCAGUCCCCCACAUCCACACUAACAGGAACAGCAUCACCCACCAGCCAGUCUCCUGCAUCCACAGGAACAGCAUCAACCGCCAGCGAAUCCCCUACAUCCACCGGCACAGCAUCAACCACCAACCAGUCCCCUACAUCCACACUAACAGGAAUAGCAUCAACCACCAGCCAGUCUCCUACAUCCACACUGACAGGAACAGCAUCAACUGCCAGCCAGUCCCCCACACUAACAGGCACAACAUCACCCACCAGCGAAUCCCCUACAUCCUCACUAACAGGAACAGCAUCAACCACCUGCCAGUCCCCUACAUCCACACUAACAGGCACAACAUCAACCACCAGCCAGUCGCACACAUCCACAGGCACAGCAUCAACCACCAGCGAGUCCCCUACAUCCACCCUAACAGGAACAGCAUCAACCACCAGCGAGUCCCCUACAUCCACACUAACAGGAACAGCAUCACUCACCAGCGAGUCCCCUACAACCACACUAACAGGAACAGCAUCAACCGCCAGCCAGUCCCCUACAUCCACACUAACAGGAACAACAUCACCCACCAGCCAGUCCCCUACAUCCACACUAACAGGAACAGCAUCAACCACACUAACAGGAACAGCAUCAACCACCAGCCAGUCCCCCACAUCCACACUAACAGGAACAGCAUCAACCACCAGCCAGUCCCCUACAUCCACACUAACAGGCACAACAUCAACCACACUAACAGGAACAGCAUCAACCACACUAACAGGAACAGCAUCAACCACCAGCCAGUCCCCUACAUCCACACUAACAGGCACAACAUCAACCACACUAACAGGAACAGCAUCAACCACCAGCCAGUCCCCCACAUCCACACUGACAGGAACAGCAUCAACCACCAGCCAGUCCCCCACAUCCACACUGACAGGAACAGCAUCAACCACCAGCCAGUCCCCUACAUCCACAGGCACAGCAUCAACCACCAGCGAGUCCCCUACAUCCACAGUAACAGGAACAGCAUCAACCACCAUCCAUUCACCUGCAUCCACACUAACAGUAACAGCAUCAACCACAAGCGAGUCCCCUACAUCCACACUAACAGGAACAACAUCACCCACCAGCCAGUCCCCUACAUCCACACUAACAGGAACAGCAUCAACCACACUAACAGGAACAGCAUCAACCAGCAGCCAGUCCCCCACAUCCACACUAACAGGAACAGCAUCAACCACCAGCCAGUCCCCCACAUCCACACUAACAGGAACAGCAUCAACCACCAGCCAGUCCCCUACAUCCACACUAACAGGCACAACAUCAACCACACUAACAGGAACAGCAUCAACCACACUAACAGGAACAGCAUCAACCACCAGCCAGUCCCCUACAUCCACACUAACAGGCACAACAUCAACCACACUAACAGGAACAGCAUCAACCACCAGCCAGUCCCCCACAUCCACACUGACAGGAACAGCAUCAACCACCAGCCAGUCCCCCACAUCCACACUGACAGGAACAGCAUCAACCACCAGCCAGUCCCCUACAUCCACAGGCACAGCAUCAACCACCAGCGAGUCCCCUACAUCCACAGUAACAGGAACAGCAUCAACCACCAUCCAUUCACCUGCAUCCACACUAACAGUAACAGCAUCAACCACAAGCGAGUCCCCUACAUCCACACUAACAGGAACAGCAUCAUCCACCAGCCAGUCCCCUAUAUCCACACUAACAGAAACAGCAUCACCCACCAGCCAGUCCCCUACAUCCACACCAACAGGAACAGCAUCAACCGCCAGCCAGUCCCCUACAUCCACACUAACAGGAACAACAUCACCCACCAGCCAGUCCCCUAUAUCCACACUAACAGAAACAGCAUCACCCACCAGCCAGUCCCCUACAUCCACACUAACAGGAACAGCAUCAACCACCAGCCAGUUCCCCACAUCCACAGGCACAACACCACCCACCAGCGAGUCCCCCACAUCCACAUCAGCAGGCACAGCAUCAACCACCAGCCAGCCCCGUACAACUACACCUGCUUCCACAGGCGAUUUAUCCACCACAACGCAAUUACAUACAACCUCACCCACUUCCACAGUUGGUUCAACGACCAUGACCGGCACCACCAUGACAACUACAACUUCAUCUUCCUCCAUGACUUUGGGCCCUGGUUCUUUUACCACAACAAAGAACACCAGUGACAUCACUGAGAAUGGAAACACUACCUCAAACAAUACUUCAAUGAACAUGACACAAUGCCCCUCAUUCAACUGCAACUACUCUGACUGCUAUUCAAUGUACAUCAGUCAGAACACCACUUCAUGUGCCGUCGAUGC
Oreochromis niloticus (Nile tilapia) is the source of this 4215-nucleotide messenger RNA. Its product is annotated as probable cyclin-dependent serine/threonine-protein kinase DDB_G0292550. Bases 1 to 4080 code for a protein of 1359 amino acids. The record is from RefSeq and is a predicted model, not a curated record. NCBI's taxonomy places the organism in Eukaryota, Metazoa, Chordata, Actinopteri, Cichliformes, Cichlidae. The transcript is spliced from 5 exons.